Messenger RNA from Nomascus leucogenys (northern white-cheeked gibbon), 6104 nucleotides. It is a transcript of the gene PPFIBP1, whose product is annotated as PPFIB scaffold protein 1. NCBI's taxonomy places the organism in Eukaryota, Metazoa, Chordata, Mammalia, Primates, Hylobatidae. Gene Ontology annotation, molecular function: protein binding. Gene Ontology annotation, biological process: neuromuscular junction development. Gene Ontology annotation, cellular component: presynaptic active zone. The record is from RefSeq and is a predicted model, not a curated record.
GAUUCCUGCAGGGAGGGAGGAGAGAAGGGCGGCAGUGGGAGGGGGAGGUACCUGGAACUGGGAGUGAUGUCAGCUCCCAGCUCGGUGCCUGCCCGGAUUCCUGACAUGGUGUAGUGCAGGCAGGGUGGGGAAGGGACGGGCAAGGACUCGUGUGCUGCGAGCCGGAGGCCGGGCCGGAGUGCUGGGGCUUUGAACUCCGAGAGGAGGUGGACCAGAACUUUUGGAACUAGUGCCGGUGGCUCUCCACCCCCCAGUAUAAAAGAACGUGUGGAUCACUUUGCUAAGUACAUCCAAGAUUUGAAGAACUGAAAUAAAUCAGCAUUAAACCUGCUUUUUAAAAACAUCUGGGUUGGAAUUUGCCCCCGACAAAUAAGAAAAUGAUGAGUGAUGCAAGUGACAUGUUGGCUGCGGCGUUGGAGCAGAUGGAUGGUAUCAUAGCAGGUUCUAAGGCCCUGGAAUAUUCCAAUGGGAUUUUUGAUUGCCAAUCUCCCACCUCUCCAUUCAUGGGAAGUUUGCGAGCUCUGCACCUUGUGGAAGACCUGCGUGGAUUGUUAGAGAUGAUGGAAACAGAUGAGAAAGAAGGCUUGAGAUGCCAGAUCCCAGAUUCAACAGCAGAAACGCUCAUUGAAUGGCUUCAGAGUCAAAUGGCAAAUGGACACCUACCUGGGAACGGAGAUGUGUAUCAAGAAAGGCUGGCACGUUUAGAAAACGAUAAAGAAUCCCUCGUUCUUCAGGUAAGUGUGUUAACAGACCAGGUGGAGGCUCAGGGAGAGAAGAUUCGAGAUUUGGAGUUUUGUCUUGAAGAGCACAGAGAGAAGUUGAAUGCCACAGAAGAAAUGCUGCAGCAGGAGCUUCUAAGUAGGACAUCCUUAGAAACUCAGAAGUUGGAUCUGAUGGCUGAAAUAUCUAACUUGAAGUUGAAACUGACAGCUGUAGAGAAGGACAGAUUGGAUUAUGAAGAUAAGUUCAGAGACACAGAGGGGCUGAUUCAGGAGAUCAAUGAUUUGAGGUUAAAAGUUAGUGAAAUGGACAGUGAGAGACUUCAGUAUGAAAAAAAGCUUAAAUCAACCAAAUCUUUAAUGGCCAAACUUUCUAGCAUGAAAAUCAAGGUGGGUCAGAUGCAGUAUGAAAAGCAGCGGAUGGAACAAAAAUGGGAGUCACUGAAGGAUGAACUGGCAUCUUUAAAAGAACAACUAGAAGAAAAGGAAUCUGAAGUGAAAAGGCUACAAGAAAAAUUAGUUUGCAAGAUGAAAGGAGAAGGGGUUGAAAUUGUUGAUAGAGACAUCGAAGUACAAAAAAUGAAAAAAGCCGUGGAGUCUUUGAUGGCAGCAAAUGAAGAAAAGGAUCGGAAAAUAGAAGAUCUUCGACAGUGCCUGAACAGGUACAAGAAAAUGCAAGAUACGGUGGUACUGGCCCAAGGCAAAGAUGGAGAAUAUGAGGAUCUGCUCAAUUCCAGUUCCCUCUCCUCUUUGCUGGAUGCACAGGGUUUCAGUGAUCUGGAGAGAAGUCCAUCACCCACUCCAGUAACGGGAUCUCCCAGUCGUGACCCAUUUAACACAAGUGUUCCCGAAGAGUUCCAUACCACCAUCUCGCAAGUUUCCAUCCCUUCAUUACUGCCAGCAACUAUAAACAUGGAAACUUCUGAAAAAUCAAAGUUGACUCCUAAGCCAGAGACUUCAUUUGAAGAAAAUGAUGGAAAGAUAAUCCUUGGUGCCACUGUUGAUACCCAACUGUGUGAUAAUCUUUUAACUACAAGUCUGCAAAAGUCCAGCAGCCUGGGCAAUCUGAAGAAAGAGACAUCUGAUGGGGAAAAGGAAUCUAUUCAGAAGACUUCAGAGGACAGAGCUCCAGCAGAAAGCAGGCCAUUUGGGACCCUUCCUCCCAGACCCCCAGGGCAGGACACCUCCAUGGAUGACAACCCCUUCGGCACUCGAAAAGUCAGAUCUUCCUUUGGCCGGGGCUUUUUUAAAAUCAAAAGUAACAAGAGAACAGCAAGUGCACCAAACUUGGCUGAAACAGAAAAAGAGACAGCAGAGCACCUAGAUCUGGUUGGUGCUUCUUCUCGGCCAAAAGAUUCACAGAGGAACAGUCCCUUCCAGAUACCGCCUCCAUCUCCAGAUUCCAAAAAGAAAUCCAGAGGUAUCAUGAAACUCUUUGGAAAACUUAGGAGAAGUCAAUCAACUACAUUCAACCCAGAUGACAUGUCUGAGCCUGAAUUCAAAAGGGGAGGGACAAGGGCAACCGCGGGGCCCCGACUGGGUUGGUCUCGAGACUUGGGACAGUCUAACAGUGACUUGGAUAUGCCAUUUGCCAAGUGGACCAAGGAGCAGGUUUGCAGUUGGCUGAUGGAACAGGGCUUGGGCUCGUACCUGAAUUCUGGCAAGCACUGGAUUGCAUCUGGCCAAACGCUUUUGCAGGCUUCUCAACAAGAUCUAGAGAAGGAACUUGGAAUCAAGCAUUCACUUCAUCGAAAGAAACUCCAGCUGGCACUCCAAGCCCUGGGAUCUGAAGAAGAAACCAAUCAUGGGAAGCUGGAUUUCAACUGGGUCACUAGAUGGUUGGAUGAUAUUGGCCUCCCUCAAUAUAAGACCCAGUUUGAUGAAGGACGGGUUGAUGGUCGAAUGCUACAUUACAUGACUGUUGAUGACUUACUCUCUUUGAAGGUUGUGAGUGUGCUUCACCAUCUCAGUAUCAAAAGGGCCAUCCAGGUCCUGAGGAUCAAUAACUUUGAACCAAACUGUCUACGGAGGCGGCCAUCUGAUGAGAAUACCAUCGCCCCAUCAGAAGUUCAGAAGUGGACUAACCAUCGAGUGAUGGAGUGGCUGCGCUCCGUGGACUUGGCAGAAUAUGCCCCCAAUCUCAGAGGCAGUGGUGUCCAUGGUGGGCUCAUGGUUCUAGAGCCUCGUUUUAAUGUGGAAACAAUGGCUCAGUUAUUGAACAUCCCACCCAAUAAGACUUUGCUGCGAAGACAUUUGGCCACUCAUUUCAACCUUCUGAUUGGGGCUGAGGCACAGCACCAGAAGCGAGAUGCCAUGGAGCUGCCGGAUUAUGUACUUCUAACAGCUACUGCCAAAGUGAAGCCAAAGAAACUUGCCUUUAGCAAUUUUGGGAAUUUGAGAAAGAAGAAACAGGAAGAUGGUGAAGAAUAUGUUUGUCCAAUGGAAUUGGGACAGGCAUCAGGAAGUGCAUCUAAGAAAGGAUUUAAACCUGGUUUGGAUAUGCGCCUGUAUGAGGAAGAUGAUUUGGACCGGUUAGAGCAGAUGGAAGAUUCAGAAGGGACAGUGAGACAGAUAGGUGCAUUCUCUGAAGGCAUCAACAAUCUGACGCACAUGUUAAAAGAAGAUGACAUGUUUAAAGAUUUUGCUGCCCGUUCCCCCAGUGCCAGCAUUACAGAUGAAGACUCAAACGUUUGACCGUAGCACUUGGAUGAACAUCAGGAGUGCUUAGUCUUUCUCCUACUUGCUUUUCCAAACACUCACAGUAUAUACAACAGGCAGCGGAUUGUCUAUUGUUUGUUGUUCCAACUUCUGCUGUCGAGAAGUUUAAACAGAAAGCAAGAGUAAUGUGCCGAUUCUGAAGUUGCCACAAAAAAUAAGACACUGGUGAAUGAGAGUAUAAUUGUUUUUCUUCUAUUUAAUGUAAAAAUCUGUGAUAUAUUAUAUUUAAAGUGUUGCAUUUAAGAUUAGUAUUUUACCAGAGGGUUUCCAUUCACAUCCGCAAUAUGGAGGACUUGGGGGACAGUAACCAGGAUGUGAAUGAUUUUGUUACAUCAGUGUUCACUGUAGCCACCUAAGUAGGACAUUAUAUGAUUUCAGAAUCAAUAUGUGGAACUUCUUUAAGCAUUCAGUGUGCCCACUAAAUGCCAGCCACACCUCCACUUGCCUCUUAUUGUCUUAUUUUUAUAUAUUUUUCUAAAUAUAUGUAUAUAUGCAGUACAUAGAAAAUAGAACUUUUAUUUUGUGACCUAAGGACGAUGGUGAAAAGAUCACGUUUUCAAAACAAUCUGGUGAUCAGAAUGUUCAUAUACCAGCUGGUUUCUGAAGAGGUCAGAAUGAUCUUUCUCCAUACUGACUUUUAACAAUGUUGAUCAUUGAGGCUAAAUUAAUAUAUAUGACAUAUUCCUUUUUGAUGACACCACAAAAUUGUUGAACAGUUUAAGAAUUUCAACCUUAAUCUUGGAUCCCUUUACCUCAUAUGGAAGAACUUGAGGGACAUUAGUAUACUUUUUUUUAAGAUGGAGUCUCACUCUGUCGCCCAGGUUGGAGUGCCGUGGCAUGAUCUUGGCUCACUGCAACCUCCACCUCCUGGGUUCAAGCUAUUCUUCUGCUUCAGCCCCAAGUAGGUGGGACUCCAGGCACGCACCACCAUGCCUGGCUAAUUUUUGUAUUUUUAGUAGAGAUGGGGUUUCACCGUAUUGGCCAGGCUGGGACUCGAACUCCUGACCUUGUGAUCUGCCCGCCUCAGCCUCCCAAAGUACUGGGAUUACAGGCAUGAGCCACCACGCCCAGCCUAUUAUUUUUUAUUUUUUAGUGACAGAGUCUUGUUCUGUUGCCCAUGCUGGAGUGCAGUGGCGUGAUCAUAGCUCACUGCAGCCUUGAAUUCCUAGGCUCCAGUGAUCCUCUCACCUCAGCUUCCCCAAUAGCUAGGAUUACAGGUGUGUGGCCUCCCACCCCACCCCACCCUUCACACCUGGCUGAUUUUUCAAAAAAUUUUUUUGUAGAAACAGGAUCUCACCAUGUUGUCCAGCCUGGUCUCAAACUCCUGUCCUCAAGUGAUCCUCCCGCCUCAGCCUUUCAAAUUGCUGGGAUUACAGGUGUGAGCCACUCUGCCUGGCCUACCACUAACUUGAAUACAUUCAGAAUCACCUCCUUUCCCCAAAAUUUGUAGAAAUAGUUUUUGAGGAAACCAAAAGCAAAGCAGAAACCUUGACAGUAUUGUUUCUUUUCUCUUUGUUAGCUAUGUCAUUACAUCAAAAUACUAAGUCUGCCUAAACAUGUUCAUUGUACAUUUCUCAGGCUAUCAAUGAAUGGAGGUUUUUAAAAAGUUGAAUAUUUGUCUGAACAUUGUAUUUCAAAGUUCAAAAAAACAGAGGCUGUAAAAUUCAUUUUAUAAUGGCUAUUUUGUGAUGAUAAGAUGUAGUUCAUGUUUUUCUGUAGCACUGGGCCCAAAUAGUCUUUGUAAAGAAAAUCGCUGCAGCAAAAACUGUUACUGUGUUUAUUAUAUUUGUAGAAGUAUUAGAAAAAUAUUCUAUUUUUUAUUCAGUGCUACAUAAUUACCCAUGGUAGCCAACCCUACAAAAGACAGGUUUUCACAAAUUGAGGUGGAGGUGGGCAGUUCAGUAUCUGCCAUUGGACUUGAUUAUAAACCUCAUUUGAAUAUCAGUGGUAUUAUCUUUUAAGUUGUCUGCAGGUUACCAAGGUAUUCAUUAAAGAACUUGUAAUAUCAAAUUACUAUUUAUUCAUAACAAUUGAUGUGAUGCUAAUAAUAAUUUUCUUUAAACUGUACCAUUCAUUAUGUGGUAACUGUAUUGAACUUACUUUAUUUGGAUUUUAUUUUAAUGUGACUAGAUAUCACCACUUGAAAAAAUCAAUUUGUUCUUAGAACCUGGUUGAAAAUACCAGGAGACUGUUACAGAUGCCAAUUUUUUUUUUUUUUUUUUUUUUUUUUUUUUUUUUUGAGACAGAGUCUUGCUCUGUUACCUAGGCUGGAGUGCAGUGGUGUGAUCUCAGCUCACUGCAAGCUCUGCCUCCUGGGUUCACGCCAUUCUCCCGCCUCAGCUUCCCGAGUAGCUGGGACUACAGGUGCCUGCCACCAUGCCUGGCUAAUUUUGUUUUUGUAUUUUUAGUAGAGACGGGGUUUCACCGUGUUAGCCAAGAAGGUCUCAAUCUCCUGACCUUGUGAUCUGCCCGCCUUGGUCUCCCAAAGUGCUGGGAUUACAGGCUUGAGCCACCAUGCCUGGCCCAAAUAUUUUCUAUUCAGGAUGGUAUAACCUAACUGAUAAUAUGUAAUAAGGUUAAAUUUUUUUAUGAUGUGUUUUAUUUACAAAAUAUCAUACACUGCUGGUGUUAUCAUAUGAAAGGAAAUAAAGUCAAUUGAUAAUUGCC